This is a messenger RNA of Menidia menidia (Atlantic silverside), 1662 nucleotides long. The record is from the annotation of a GenBank genome assembly. Lineage: Eukaryota; Metazoa; Chordata; Actinopteri; Atheriniformes; Atherinopsidae.
CGAGAGUUUGCAAUUGAAAGUCUCGCGAAACUGCGAACGUUAUUUUAGUUGGUUAGCAGCAGCUAAUUUAGUCAUCUCACGACUGACUUCAGAACUGAAGGAGAGAGUGCUUAACUAAGUGUGUCAAUACCAGCGGAUAUUUACUUGCGUGCUUAAAGGAACGGAGUUUAAUCGGGAGCCUCUAAGAAGGGACCAAUGCUAGACUGUGGCUAAUAUUAGCUACAAAACCUCAACAGGAAGUUGGAGGCUAGCUAAAUUAAAAAUGUCUUGCACUUUGAACUCUCCAGGUAUGAACUGUAGUAUAGAAAAAGUCCUGGCAGAUGCCAAAUCAUUAGUUGAACGUCUCCGUAACCAUGACAAUGCAGCUGAGAUGUUAAUUGAACAGACAACAUCUCUCAAUAGGCGAGUGGAGUCUAUGAAGCAGUACCAGGAGGAGAUUGAUACACUGAACCAGGUUGCACGACACCGGCCUCGGUCCAGUCUUGUCCUGGGAAUCCAGCAGGAAAACCGUCAGAUCCGAGAUCUCCAGCAGGAAAACAAAGAGCUGCGGACGUCGUUGGAGGAACACCAGUCGGCGUUGGAGCUCAUCAUGACCAAAUACAGGGAGCAGGUAUUUAGGCUCCUCAUGACCAGCAAGAGAGACGACCCGGCCAUCGUCACCCAGCUGAAGGAGCAGCACACCACGGAAAUGCAAGCACAUAUAGACAAAAUCAACGAGAUGGCCUCUGUGAUGAGGAAAGCCAUAGAGGUGGACGAGGGGCGGGUAUGUGAAGACGAGGAGAGGAUUAAACAGUUGGAGCUGGAGAACAGUGGACUCAGAGAGCUUCUGGGAAUCAGUCGCGAGGCUUUUCUGGUCCUGAAGCGAGACGAGCCCUCGGAGAGCACGUCGUUGUCACCACUGCUGACUAGCGCCGAUGUUAGCUUACGAAAGAAUUAGAGCCUCUUCAGGCGACGUCUCCGAAAGCACGCCGCUCCAGAGCUGCAGUCCUGUCUUGUCCUACCCCCUCCCCAAGCCACCUUGUCAUGAUUCUGUUUUGUAUUUCUGUAAUGUUGGCUUGUUUUGCCGGUGUUUGAGAGCCUGUGGUGCCUGUGUGGUUUUAAAGUUUGUAUGAGUGAAAGAAGGGGGUUUGCGUUCCAAUAAAUCUGCCUGCAGAGCUCACCAGGCUUUCACUUCACACUGAAAUAUCUCUAGUAGUUCGUGCUCCCAUUCUGUUCACUUUCACAACUAUUGUUGUUUUUGUUUUGCACAGCCAAAAAACGGGAAUAGAAACGCACAAAAUCAUCUCCAAGCAUCGGCUACCUCUUUCAGGGGAAGAAGUUAAGCGGUCUCUCCAUGAAAGUCCAUCAAAAGCUACAAACGUCUGCUAAAAAGCUCUCUGCAAUAACUGCAUCUCCAGUCACGUGGAAAAAAAACACUAUGAAACAAUGUAUACUUUGCAUUUUUAAAGUUUUCUGCAACACGAUGCAGUAAAAUAAAUCUGGACUCUUUAUGAAGUGUCUGAAAUGCAGCAGAGUAGAUGAAUAAAUAUCAGCAAAACAUGUAUUUAGUUGAUAUUCACUGUUUUUGUUACCGCCCUUUGAAUACAAUAGAUACAACCAAGUGACAGCCAUAGUAAUUAUUCCACUCUGUAUGUGAAAGAUGUCAUUUGUGGUGACUUAGUG